AUGGCCUCUUACCAUGGCCGUGACAUGUCGCUAGCGGCCUCUGUCACUUCUCCCAUCAUUGAGCAAGCGCAGACCAGACUGAGCCAGUCUGAGCGCAACUACUCCAGAACCCAGCAAGAUCUGCAGGAUGCCAUGCGCAUUCGAGCAACAACACCAAUGUCGGCAGUUGAGAGCAACACCAAAGACACCGAGAUCGCGUCAUUGCGGCGCAAGCUGCUUGACCAGGAGGCGGAGAUGAACGUCUUGAGGGAGGAAAUCGAGAAACAGCGGAAGACCAUCAAGACCCAGAGCGAGGCCAUCGCCCACCCCAAGCAACACUACGCCACACCAACGCCCAACCGUUUCGGGGGCAACCAGCAGUAUGGCGCAAACCCGAACAUUCAGCCACCUCCACCUCCACCAGCACCGAUCUUCGCCGCGGGAAAUGCUAUCACAUACACACAGCCUCGUCCUGCGAUGACUGGACCUCUCCAACAGCAACCCGGAAGCACUCCUUCACCCUUCGAUGACUCCAUGACCCAGCAGUUCUCCGCUCUCUCAGUCAAUCCCCCUCGCGGUCCACAGAUGCACCACCCACAACCGGGUCCGUUCCGACAACCUGGUCACGUCAACGAGUUCGGUUCUCCGGAGCCAGGGAGACCAUACAAUACCAGUAUGGUCACCCAGUCAACUCCCAUGGGGCCUGCGAAAGGCAGCAAUAGAGCUCCAGCCCCAGGUUCAGCAGCCAGGAUGCAUGCUCAAGGCAUGCACAGCACGGUCCUACCGCCUCCACAGAUGCCCACAAUUCCCAACCCUGUCCCCAUGGUCACCGGCGUGCAUCUCGUGGUCCCAGAAGCUGUCUCUCGUAUGUUCGCCCACGUGCUUCACAUGGCAGAGAUGUAUGCAUACUCCCAUGUCAACACACCAAGCACACAAAAGGACAAUGGAAUGCCACAAGAGGUCAAGGACCGACUGAUGAGGGCUGCAUCCACCACUUCGGCAUUCCAGUUCAUGCAGACACCCUACACGCGCUAUAUGCUCGUCUACAAGAUCAUCCUCCAGUUCAUGAUCAAGACCAUUCUCAAGCAUGACUGCUUCACCGGAUUCGACCCAGAGGCUGACCGUGUCAUCGAACACUGCAAGAAUCAAAUGUACCAGACAACCCCGGCCCAGGUCAAGUACCAGCUGCUCACCACCAUGGCAGUUCAGAUCCAGAAGAUCAAGAUGAAUCCCAACUUCCAGAAUUUCGUCAACAACAUCGCCCGCACGCGCGGCAACGAGAUCUGGAGAGUCCUCAAGCCGAUGAUGCACACCAAGACAUCACGGGACUGGGACGACUUGUACGAACUGAUGAUCAACGCCCACCAGCUUGCCCAGAUGAUGUUCUCUGGUUCGGAAGAGUACAAAUUUGACUUUCCAACAAUGGGACAGCUGUUCCAAAAAGACUGGAUGGAGCCACGGGACCCAUUCAAGAACGUGCACACUCCGGAGCAAAUGGAGGCGAUGGGAGCGACAAUCAGGCUUGGGAUUACGCCACUCAUCAGUGUGCGGACCAGCACUCCAGAAGGACUGGUAAAGUCGUGCAUCAUUCUGAAAGCAUUUGUUUUGAUCAAAGCAGACAAAGGAAAUUGA
Molecule: messenger RNA, 1611 nt
Organism: Fonsecaea erecta
Lineage: Eukaryota; Fungi; Ascomycota; Eurotiomycetes; Chaetothyriales; Herpotrichiellaceae
Exons: 2
Coding region: 1-1611 (536 amino acids)
Source: RefSeq, a predicted model, not a curated record